Molecule: messenger RNA, 239 nt
Organism: Dentiscutata heterogama
Lineage: Eukaryota; Fungi; Glomeromycota; Glomeromycetes; Diversisporales; Gigasporaceae
Source: the annotation of a GenBank genome assembly
AUGGCUGAGCCAACUUUUCAUCCUAAAAAAACAAAAAUCCGUUCUUAUACUCCAGUAGCAUGUACGAAUUGCAGGAUCAAAAAAGAAAAAUGUACUGGAACUCUUAGAUGUUCAAAUUGUGAACGACGUAACCUCGAAUGUAUAUAUAUAAAAUCGAACAAAAAACGAGGUCCUCUACCAAAAUCAGACAGAGCAACACUCAUUACUCCUGAUAUUUGCAAUUUGUUAAAUCCAAUAAA